GACCCCGGAAGUGAUUGUAUGUAGCAGGUUUUUUGUGUGUGUGCGCGCGCACCAGCCGACAAUCUGUUGAUUAGGGUUUGUAAAGGUUGAGUAGAUGGGGGUCACCUGUGUGUGUCAGGUGGCGGUGGUGGAGGGGAAGAGUGUCCAGCAGACAGUGGAACAGCUGCAUAAGAGACUGGAGCAGCUCGGGGCAGUGAAGCAGGGCAGCUUCUUCGUGGACUGUGAGACGUAUCAUGCUACAGCAAACACUGGAGCUCAGUCUUCGAAGCUGCUGUACGUGAUGCAUAACUCAGAGACACCUCUCAGUUGUUUGGCUCUGUUUGACGGUGGACCCACGCUGGCAGCAGAUGCAAACUUCGACGUGCUCAUGGUGAAGCUGAAGAGCCACUUCCAGAACGCUAAGGGCCACAAGGUGGAGAGCCGCGGCGCCCGCUAUCGCUAUGCCGACUUCCUGAUUAAGGUCGGCACAGUAACAAUGAGCUCCAGUGCACGGGGGAUCUCGGUGGAGGUAGAGUACUCAGCUUGUGUGGUUCCUGGUGACUGUUGGAACCUGAUGAAGGAGUUCAUGCAGGGUUUUCUGGGCUCCAACGUUCCUGACCUGCCCUCCGUGUUCAGCAGUAAGGCCGAGGGUCUGUUCACACCGGCCGACUGCAUGGACACCAUGAACCAGUACCUCGAGCUCUUCAGCAAAAUCCGCAAACAGCAGGUGCUGCCGGGGAGUGGCGUGCGCUGAGAGAGAGAGACAGAGAUGCACACACAUGGCUGGAAAGAAGAAACCACACACACACACACAGAUCUGCUGUGGAAUAGAAUUAUUUCAGCUCUGAACCAGGACAAGAACUGUAGAAAUUCACAAAUCACACUUCCAGUUUCUCAGCUGUUCAUUUACUCCACUUUAUCUGCUGAACCAACAAAGUGAGUGGACACUCUGCAUGAACUCUGAUGGGGUUUUUUUUUGUAAAGAAAACAUAAAAUUUCACUAAAAUAAAGAACUUAGUUGAAUUGUA
Molecule: messenger RNA, 1007 nt
Organism: Neoarius graeffei (lesser salmon catfish)
Lineage: Eukaryota; Metazoa; Chordata; Actinopteri; Siluriformes; Ariidae
Gene: med20
Product: mediator complex subunit 20
Exons: 4
Coding region: 95-733 (212 amino acids)
Biological process (GO): regulation of transcription by RNA polymerase II
Cellular component (GO): mediator complex
Molecular function (GO): transcription coactivator activity
Source: RefSeq, a predicted model, not a curated record